This is a messenger RNA of Diachasmimorpha longicaudata, 1809 nucleotides long. It is a transcript of the gene arg, whose product is annotated as arginase, hepatic. The record is from RefSeq and is a predicted model, not a curated record. The transcript has 7 exons. Lineage: Eukaryota; Metazoa; Arthropoda; Insecta; Hymenoptera; Braconidae. Gene Ontology annotation, cellular component: nucleus; cytoplasm; cytosol. Gene Ontology annotation, molecular function: arginase activity; manganese ion binding. Bases 131 to 1138 code for a protein of 335 amino acids.
UAUUUGUAUAGAUAGGGGAGGGUUACUAUCAGUAAGAGGUCAGAGAUCAUGGAAGAUAAUGGGGUGAGUCAAAUUUCGUGGCAUUUUCAACUGUAUUUACAGCGUUUCCAGUGACAGUUGGAACGUGAAAAUGUUGUGUGCCAUUAGAAAUAAUUUUGUGAGGAAAAUUGGGGUGAGGAAUUUCGUGGGUGUUGUCGGGGUGCCCUUUGAGAAAGGCCAGCGAAAGGAGGGGGUCGCGCUGGGGCCCGAUGCCAUCAGAAGGGCCGGUCUUAUUGAUGAAUUAAAAAAUUUAGGUCUGGACGUGAAAGAUUAUGGAAAUAUAAAAUAUGAGCCUGAAUCACUCCCUGGAAUAGACAAUAUGUCCCACUUAGGGGAAGUAGCAGCCUGUACCAGAGAAUUAUCUCAAGCUAUUCAGAAUAUUAUCAAAGAAGGUAGGAAGGCUGUCACUUUGGGAGGAGAUCACAGUGUGGGGAUUGGGGCGAUCGAUGGGCACGUAAAGGCAAAAGGAAACAUUGGAGUUCUGUGGGUAGAUGCCCAUGCAGACUUGAAUACUAAUAAAACUAGUGAUAGUGGUAAUGUUCAUGGAAUGCCAGUUGCUCUUCUAACAUCUGAAUUAUCAGAUUAUUGGCCUCAUCUUCCUGGAAUGGACUGGCAAAUGCCUAUGUUGUCGAUUAGAAAUGUAGCUUACAUUGGUCUUCGAUCAGUGGACAAAUACGAAAGAUUGGUGAUUGAAAAAUUUGGGAUAACUGCGUUUGGGAUGGAAGAUGUCGAGAGAUACGGAAUCCACGAAGUCGUUCACAUGGCUCUGAAAAAAAUCGAUCCUCACUCCGAGAAAUCUUUGCAUGUCAGCUUUGACAUUGAUGCCUUGGACCCCCUAGAAGCCCCCAGUACAGGAACAGCAGUGAGGGGUGGAUUAUCUCUACGAGAGGGAAUCCACCUAAUGGAGGAGGUUUACAGAACGAAUCGUCUGAAUGCGAUCGAUCUGGUUGAGGUGAACCCCGAAAUUGGCGAUGAGCGAAGUGUUAAAUUGACUACAGAGGCAGCAAUUCAGAUUUUACAAGCUGGCCUCGGUUACACAAGAAGAGGGCUCAAGGUUCCUCCCGGAGUAACUGACAUUCCUCUCCAAACGUUUCGGUGAUUUUAGAAAUCUCCACAAUUGUCCCACGAUGUCCAACCACAACAAAAACUAACUAGAGAUGCUCAUUCAACAACUAUUUUGCUGAGCUGUUCACAGUAUUUUUUGUCUUUUCAGUGUCUCUGAUCAAUAAAUACCACUUCUUCCCAGAAUCAGCCUUAUCUUCCACCGUCACUUCAACCUUCGACACGUGAAAUUCGUUGGUCGCUGGAUUUGUGAUCGUAACCCAGUAGACGAUGUUCCCCCGGGCCUUGGGACCACUGAUUGGCAGUGUAUACCAUUUUUUGUUGUCUAUCUGCCCAUAGGCGUUAUUGUCACCAAUAUCAAGUCUCCCAAUUUUAUAAGACUCACCCAGACGAGAUUUUAUUCCCGGAUGAUCAUUCACAAGUUUCAUUACCUCCAUGUGAGACGCCGACUGUUUUAUUUUGUCCUGGAUCAACCACCUGGUGAUGUAACCGCAUAUUGGAAUCGCAAAUCCGCCUGCAAUUAUGAUUUUCCCUAACGUUUGUACUGGUGGUACCCCCAUUCUUUAAUUUUUUAUGUCAAUAACUCAAUUGUGGGAAAUUUCACUCACACUCUUUGGGACCAAUGAGGUUAGUUUAGUUAGGUUAUGUUGAUAUGUACACAUAUGUAUUUUUUUUAUGUAAGAACAGAAAAAUGGAUUUAGAAUAAAA